GGAAGAAAAGGGAAGACAUGCUAAAUAAAAAUUUAUCCAUUUAUGCCCUUCUUUUACAAUUAUUUAUUUUUCAUUUUAUUAAUUUUGUCACAUCAAUCCAUUCAAAUAAAAAUGAAUUAAGAAAAUCGACAAUUAAAAUUCAAGGAUAUUCUCCUGAACAAAAUGAUGAUUAUGUGUCUGUGGCGAUGAAAGCUGAACCUGGUUAUAUUGUAAAAUUUGAGCCGGCUGCGCAUGCUGAUCGAGUUCACCACAUGCUUCUUUACGGUUGCACAACUCCUGCUUAUACGGACAAAAACUUUUGGAGAGGUGGUGCAACGUGUAGCACUGGAAAUCAUAUUUUAUAUGCUUGGGCAAGAAAUGCACCUCCUCUUGUAUUACCAGAAAAUGUUGGAUUUGCUAUUGGUAAUGAAGGUGAUUCUGUUCAAUAUAUUAUUUUGCAAAUUCAUUAUGCAACGCCAUUUGAAGGCAAUGUGAUAGACUUUUCUGGAGUUACUUUACAUCUAACAAGUCAAAAACCUCAAUAUGUUGCUGGAGUUUAUUUAUUUGUUAGCGGAAUGCCUAUACAACCUGGCCAUUCGGCUUUUUAUACAAAUGUUAGCUGUAGCUAUAAUUCUGAUACAAAACUAUAUCCUUUCGCUUUUCGAACGCAUACACACGAAAUGGGAAGACUUGUUUCGGCUUAUGUUAAAAAAUCUAAAACUAGGAAAUGGUUACAAAUUGGAAAACGUAACCCAUUAUGGCCACAGCUUUUCCAAUUAAGAGAGACUCCUUUAGUUAUUGAAAACGGAGACUUUUUAGCUGCUAUUUGUCGUUAUGACUCAAGUGAUAAAACAGAAGAAGUUCCGAUGGGAAGUAUGGGAUCAAAUGAAAUGUGUAAUUUUUACAUGAUGUAUUACCAAGACAGAAAUGACCCUGACCCAUUCCCUUAUGGAUCAGGAUGUUUUGGUAAUUCGGCAUCUUUUCCAGCAAAUGAGUACCCCGAAGAAGGAACGAAGCUUUUACCUCCACACCCCGAAUUGAGACAUCAGGCAAAUCACAGUGCGGAGCCAUUUGGGGUAUUAGAGCGCCAUAGAAUUGAGGAAUUGGCCGAUAUACAGUUGGGACAGAUUGCAGGUCUAACAUUUGAUCAAAAUGGAAAUUUGGUUGUAUUUCAUCGUGCUGGUAGAUUUUGGAAUCAGAACACUUUUAAUGAAAAUAAUGUUUUUACUGAUAAAACACCUAUUAAUGAUCCAGUCAUUUUAAUUGUCAACGUUGAAGAUAAUGAAAAACUUAAAUUGUUAGCUAAAUAUGGUGAAAAACGUUUUUAUCUUCCACAUGGUAUUUUUGUUGAUCACAAUGCAUUUAUUUAUACUACAGACGUUGGAUCUCAUCAAGUAAUUAAGUGGAGAAUUGAUAAUGAAGAACUUAAACAAGUAUGGAGUUUGGGUGUAAAAUUCAUGCCUGGUUCUGAUAAAAAUCAUUUUUGUAAGCCAGCAGGUGUUGUAGUUUCGAAAAUGGAUGGUUCUGUCUAUGUUGCUGAUGGUUAUUGCAAUAAUAGAGUUGUAAAAUUUUCAAGUGAAGGACGCUUUAUUUCUCAAUUUGGCGAAUUCAAUUCUGGUAGAUCUCGGCUUGGUCAAUUUUCCCUUCCACACGAUAUUACACUUGAUGAGCAGGGAGGACGUAUUUUUGUUGCAGAUCGGGAAAAUGGGAGGACUCAAGUAUUUUCGAUUUCUGACCAUAAACCGCUAUUUGACAUAAAAAAUCCAAAUUUCUAUUCAACUGUUUAUUCUGUCUACUAUCAACAGGGUAUUGGUCUACUUUUUGUACCGGGAUUUUCUCCGCCAACACAAGAUGGAAAGCCUCGACAAAUUCAAGUUUAUAUUGUGCAGCCAAAUUCAACACACGUUCAAUACGCCUUCCGCCCCCAAUCCGGAGAUUUCCAAUUACCUCAUGUACUCAGGGCGAAUGGUAACAAUGUUUGGGUGGGCGAAAUAGCUGGAAGUCGUGGUAUUCUUUGGCAUUUUGAGAUUCAUUCGAGCAGGAUUGUACCUUCAUUAAAUGCUUCAAAGCAGAAAGAGGGUGGAAAAAAAUUGAUAAAUGGAAAUGAAUCGCAAAGAGGGAAUAUAAGAAAAUUGGAAAAUGGAGGUAAACAUGAAUGUAAAUUUGUUAUGAAAAGAUACGAAUAUAGUGAAAAUAAUAGAUUAAUUAGAAAUUACAAAAUUUUAAAAUUACUGGUUUCAAUCCCUCUUCAUCCCCAAUCACUUGCAACGAGAAAUUUUGCCAUUGGCUCCACUUUAGUCUUUAUAAUUCUUUUCUUCUCAAUAUGCUUUGCUGUCUAUUUAAUUUAUUGGAGUUUUUGCCAUGCAAAAAAGCAGGAUUUAUUUGAUAAACAGGGUUUCAAGCCAUUGAAGACAUCUGAUUUGGCUGAUGUGGAACAAGACUUUACCAGUUCGGAUAGUGAAGACGAAAUUUUGGAGGGAAGUCGGAAGAGGCAGGAGUCGGGAUUUUAA
Meloidogyne enterolobii is the source of this 2489-nucleotide messenger RNA. Lineage: Eukaryota; Metazoa; Nematoda; Chromadorea; Rhabditida; Meloidogynidae. The record is from the annotation of a GenBank genome assembly.